This is a messenger RNA of Tetranychus urticae (two-spotted spider mite), 1157 nucleotides long. RefSeq names its product protein charybde. Gene Ontology annotation, cellular component: cytoplasm. The record is from RefSeq and is a predicted model, not a curated record. NCBI's taxonomy places the organism in Eukaryota, Metazoa, Arthropoda, Arachnida, Trombidiformes, Tetranychidae. Gene Ontology annotation, biological process: negative regulation of signal transduction; regulation of TOR signaling; apoptotic process.
AAUAUUUAGAUGCUGUUAGUGUAAAAGGAGAAGAAGAAGAACAGUUGUUUUUCUUUCUUUUCGUUUUAUCUCCUUGAAUCAUCAUCAUCAAUUUUUUUUGUCCCUUGUCUAACUGUAUUUACCCACCAGUACACCAGUACACCAGUGUACACCAUGAUCGCCAAGCGAAUUGAAGAAGUGUUAAAACAGACAAAGGUUAUCCAAAGUGAGUCUGAUUUACCUGCUAAUUUAACCAAAAAAAUUGCCCAGGAUAUUAUUGGUAUGUCCGAGACAGAGCCCUGUGGUCUUCAAGGCUGCCUGUUAUAUAUCAGUUUGGAGGAUGAAAAUCACAAGCCUCAGACCAUUGGUUACGUGAAGCUAGGUGAAAAGACAAUUGUGCCCACUUUUGUGAUUUACCUGCAUCUUCGAAGACGUUAUAGUGAUUGGUUUAAAUUUAUUGCUACCCGAUUUUUAAGACACUUGUUUCGUGAUUCUUCUUUUACAAUUCACGAUGUUUACAAUUUGUACAAAAGGAAACUUUUCAGAAUGGAUUCUGAUCCGUAUAACACCCCAAAAAGAUAUUUUUGCUGGAGACAACAAUUCAAGAAGAUGGACAUGAUUCCAAGCUAAGACAUGAAGAAGACCCUAAAAAAGACAGAAUUAUCAUCAUUUUCUGUGUCCUCAUUUCCACUUACAUCCAUCAUCAAUAAGCUACUUACAUUGGUCAUUUUGGUCUACAUUAUAAUCAAAUAUAUGGUAAUUUAUUUGUUGCAGUUGUAACCAAUUCUGAUGAGGAUUACAUUGUUAUAUUAAUAGCUUACUCUUUUUUUGUAUGUCCAUCAUCAUCAUCAUCAUUAUAAUCAUCAUCUUCAUCAUCAACAACAUUCAUCCUCAUCAGCAUCAUCACCAUGAUUAUCAUAAUGUUAUUUAUGCCAAUCAAUUGUUUCCAUUGAAACUUGAUAAUCAUUAUAUCAUCCAUUGAAAUUACUGUUGACAUCAAAAUUGUAUUAUUACUAACUACAUAAUCAUCCCAGUAUAAGGAGUUGCCUGCAGAUUCAACAUCCUUCAGAUUUUGUCUCAUUGUUGGCGUUACUCCUUAUUUUUCAUGAUAAAUUGUUUUAAAUUAAAUUGUGUAACAUUAAUAAAAGAAAUUAAAAAACACAACAAUUGAUAAUCAA